Papilio machaon (common yellow swallowtail) is the source of this 1600-nucleotide messenger RNA. Its product is annotated as potassium channel subfamily K member 1. The transcript has 5 exons. Gene Ontology annotation, cellular component: membrane. The record is from RefSeq and is a predicted model, not a curated record. Gene Ontology annotation, molecular function: potassium ion leak channel activity. Lineage: Eukaryota; Metazoa; Arthropoda; Insecta; Lepidoptera; Papilionidae. The coding region runs from base 376 to 1563 and encodes 395 amino acids. Gene Ontology annotation, biological process: potassium ion transmembrane transport; stabilization of membrane potential.
UCUCAAGCGCAUCACACGUCGCUAAUCAAAAGACAAGUUGUCACAAAUCUCUUUAACUCGCUUCCGUAUACAAUGCAUCAAAAUGUCGCUUCGUGAUCACAUCAACACAUCCGAAGUGGCCGCGCUUUUCUUCGAGCCUAAUCAUCCCAAGAGAUUCUUCAAGUACAGUUGACCGAAACUCAUCUCCGUUGAGAUCUUACUACUACGAUCUGGUAACGGAAAGUGAUAUUGAACUUUUAAACUUUUUCACUUGUUAAUUUCGCUUAAUAAUGUUUUUGUAAUUGACUCGCUAUUCGCUGCAAUUUAUACCCUCAAAGUGUAAUUAAUAUCAACAAUAGUCUAUUUAAAAAAAAUCUUCGCUGAAAAUUUAACAAAAUGUUGGAGAAGCCGAAAUAUACUCGUAUUCAGUCGUACGGGAGUAUGACGUCAUCGAGAAGUGAUGACGACAUGACUGUGCACAGCCAACUGUUCCCGUACCCUAAGAAGAUGGUAGUAGAGAGAGAGAUUCUGUACGAAGAGGAGCAUCCCCCAUUCCAGCCGCUGUUCGCUACAACCAGGAUCUUUGGGAAGGCGAGAUUUACAUGUCUAAUGGCGCUGUACCUCUGCUUCUACGUGUUUUAUCUAAUCGCAGGCGCUAUAGUAUUCUCUUCAUUGGAAUAUCCCUUCGAGAACGACAUCCGCGUGAGCGUGUUCCGCGCCAAACAUGACUUCAUGGCCCGCAACCCUACCGUCUUAGAGGGUGAUCUGGAGGCGCUGCUGGAUGAAGUGAUCAAAGCGAGCAACCGCGGCGUGUCGGCCUCCAAGAACGUCACCAGUGGCCCUAAUUGGAGCUUCGGACAGUCGCUGUUCUUCUCAUCCACCGUCGUUACAACCAUUGGCUAUGGUCACGUGACUCCGCUGUCAAAGCCAGGCAAGCUGUUCUGCAUGGUGUACGCGCUGCUGGGCAUCCCUCUGACGCUAGUGCUGCUGUCAGCGCUGGUGGAGCGGCUGCUGCUGCCCGCCACCGCGCUACUGCGAACCCUCAACGCCGCGCUUGGCCAUCUCUACCGGCCUUUCACUAUACGACUCGUACAUCUCAUGAUUAUCGUAACCACUUUCGUGGUGUUCUUCAUCCUGGUGCCGGCGGCGAUCUUUGCGAGCUUGGAGCCGGAGUGGGACUUCCUGGACUCGCUGUACUACUGCUUCAUCUCCCUCACGACCAUCGGCCUCGGCGACUACAUCCCCGGCGACUCACCUGAACAGCCCUACCGUCCUCUCUACAAGGUCGCUACAACACUGUACCUUAUCACCGGGUUGACGUUCCUGAUGCUGACGCUAACGGUCUUCUACGACAUCCCGCAACUGAACUUGAGCACGGUCUUCUCCUCGAUGAAGUUGGACGAGGAUCCGGAGAAGAUGAGGCUGAGCGGCUCCGCUGGUCCCGGGUACGGAAUGGGCGGGCUGGUGAUGCGCGACCACUACGACCAGCGCCGCUCCGUCGUCCACAUCCGACCUCAUCAGGAUGACAGUCCUAGCCCUGAGGACACCACGCCUGUGCACGCCAGGGACAUUCGCCUCCAAUAAAUUAAAAAAAAAACUUUUGUCUAUACCUACAUCAUUU